UUCCCUCGCGCCGUCCGCGUAAUAUCAACAAACAGUUUUAAAAUAUGUGAACGCCGAAGGCGGCGCGGCCUCACGCUCGGAGAAAACCCGUCAGCGUUAAGAGCAGCGUUUCCUCCCGGAGCCCCGGCCGCGGUUCUCCGCCUAAAGAUGUCAGCGAGCUGGAGGCAGUGGUGGAGGACCGAUUCAAUGCAGGCCUGAGUGGAGGAUGACAACAAUGUGCACCUUUUCCCAAGAGGCACCCAGCCUCGUGGUGACCGCUGUAGCCUCUUUGGGGCAGGUGUGAGUGGCCCCUCAUCUGGCUUUGGCGGGAUUAUGCUGACGGCUGGCCAGCAUGACUCCGCUGGACCUGUGGCUCUCACGCUCCAUCCCCAUGUGCCUCCUGCUGCACAGUCUGGUGCUCAUGGCCAUCUGCUUCCCCUCGGCCAGCAUGUGUCCCAAGGGCUGCGCCUGUCAGCAGGCCGACUACUCCCUGCAUGGCCUCAACGUUACCUGCAGCCUGUCCCGCCUGAGAGAGAUCCCGCCAGACCUUCCUCCAGACACAGUGCUGCUGCAGCUGGACCACAAUCACAUCCAGGCAGUGCCAGACCGCGCCUUCCAAGGUCUGAGAAUGCUGCGGAGGCUCAACUUGUCCCAUAAUGCGGUGGAAACCCUCGGAGAGGGUGCCUUCCUUGGCUUGGAGGCUUCUCUAGAGGAACUGGAUCUGUCACACAAUCGCAUCACCAGCGUGCACAAGGACGCUUUUGCGCGGCUCAAGGCCCGUGUGCAUGUGGACGACAACCCGUGGCACUGCGACUGCGCCCUGCAGCAGGCGCUGGGUGGCAUGGCACACAACCACGAGGCAGCAGCGCGUGUCCACUGCCGCAGCUCGGAGCUGAGGGACCAGGAGGGCCGACCGUUUUUGGCUGUGGACGCCGACUUGUGCAUCCUGGCCCGACGCACCACUGACUAUGCCAUGCUGGUGACCAUGUUCGGCUGGUUCGCCAUGGUCAUCUCCUAUGUGGUGUACUAUGUAAGGCAGAACCAGGAGGAUGCACGGCGACACCUGGAGUACCUCAAGUCGCUGCCCAGCAAGCCUAAGAAACCUGAUGAGCCUGAGGACAUCAGCACCGUGGUUUGACCCUGUCAAAACAAAACACGCAAGGGGGCCUGUCGGGGCACUAGCUGUUUACGCCACACAAAGGCCUUCGGUGAUCGAGGGGAAAAAAAUCUAAACGAAAACAGGAGCAGAUAGAUUACUGAGAGCAAUUUAGUCUCAAGCACUACUCGAGCUGCAUUAAUUUUACCAGAAGAGGUUCUGUGAUGUAAUUUGGGCUGGAUUUGACUGGCCAGUUCAUGCUGGAUCAAAUGUCUGUGUGAUUUCCACAAACAGACCUAACAUGAGCAUUACACUAUAAGUGCCAGACUCAAUAACAAUAACAACACGGAGGAUUUUAGCAGGGAUCGUUUUUAUUAUUAUGAAGGAUUAGAGCAGAACUACUGUGCAAUCCAAUCCGCAGUUAUGAUUUGCAAAUCUAAGAACAUUGCAGAUUAAUACCAGAUUAAAAUCAAGGAUCUUGUCAGCAAUCCCUCAAAUUACAGUGCCUCUCUGUGUGAAACUAAUCCAACUCAAAUAGGGCUUUACUCAAGCUAAGACACUGACCAUAGUUGUAGUCUACUACUCAACCUGUGUCUUCUCUUUUCCCAGUCGUGCAUUACUGUUGCAUAGUAUUUAGGUCAAUUUGUAAUACUAUUCCUAACUAUGUGUCCACAAGAGUUUCUUGUGACUUCAACAGUGGCAUUAGUACCAAUAACCACUAGAUCUUGCAAAGGGAGACAGUGUAAAUGUUCUGCUUCUGACUGCAUUGGAACGUGUGAUUUUAUGUUCCGGCUGUUAAAAUUCAAUUAACACAAACUACCCAUGUCUAUAAAAGAGAUGAUUAACAUAUUUAUAACCAAUACAGGUAUUUUGGGAAUUCAAAGCUCAGGUGUAAAUGUUGAUAUAGAUUUCAGUGACUUGUGAAACCCCUAAAAUUGUUUUGUUUUUCUGAAGUUUUCUAAGCUAUUUAUUGAGUGGCCUCUUCAUACACAGUAUCGUUCAGGAUGUGGUGUCUAAAAUACACGUCUAAAAUCAUUCGAUUACCUUUAAACUCUGCAGACUUUAUUAGCUGUUUGAUAAUCACAGAAGAAAGGGCGUAGGCAUAGUGCUCACAAACCGGCAAGUGAUAUUUUUUCUGACAUCCUUGGAUUUUUGUUUUGUUUAUCUCUGUUACCUCACUGUUGUUAAUGUGUGGUUGUUGAAUAGUGCAGCCCUGAAAUGUCAGUGUGUUGAGUUCUGUGUGAUCCAGACUGCAGUAGCAGCAGGGCACAGUCAAUAUUUUCUUCGUGGUCGGUUACGUCAAGCAGUUGAGCCCCUUGUUAUUUUCCAUAACUCACUCUUGGCUAUAAUAUCCCCAAAUGUGCAACAGCCAUCAGCAACCCCACAUUGGCCAUCAAGAUCACUAACAGCAGUGAUCACUAAGCAGUUGAAGUGACUAAUGCGUUUCUGCGAAAGGCAGUUCAUGGUGAAGUCUUAUUCUCGUGCCACAUUACAGCUCGGCUUCCGAUUUCCAAAUUGCUCCUUCCGUUGCAGAGACGAAAGACAUAUGGUAAUUAUUUUGGUGGAUCCAAAAGGCCCUACUGGACCUAACAAUCACAUUUCACAGUGGCUAGUUACCUGUGUGCAAUCCCUCACUGGGCGUAUAGUAAUCUGACCAGCCCAUAUGUGGACUGUGAAUAGCAGCAGCCAGUCUUCUUGCAGCCCCGUCACUGUUCGGGCAAAACAAGUGAAAUGGAAGAGAGUGGUCAAGAAAAACAGAACAGGCACAGUGGUUUUGCACUACAGCUAUACGGUUAAUGUAGCUAACGAAUAAUAGAAGCUUACUCCACCAAUUAGCUUUCCUUAAACUGUCUUGAGUUGGUCAGAUUCUCAAAUAGACUUACUUAUGUGGUUUCUGUGGCCCAAACCCAUUUCACCCCUUGCCUCUACCACUUAGCCAUUACUGAAAAAGGAAGAAUUGGCACACAAUUCUUACUGAAGAAUUAUGGGUGGGCCGUAAUAAAUAAUUGCCCCCUCUUUGAAAGCAUAUGAUUCCCUAAAUGUAAUUAAAGCCCAGCAGUGAACAUUUCCCAUCUCUGCUAUCACUGAAGAUGGGCUGUUUUUUUGAUGGUCCCAUUUUGUAGGGCAAAAUUUCAACCACUACCCCUUGCAAUUCAGUUCCAAGGGGUUAGGGUGACACUCGAAAACAAGGGGUAGGGGUAAAAAGAAGAAAUGGGAUUGGGCCUCUAUCCGUAUGUGUUGACCAUAAAGUACACUACAUGUCCCUAAGUAUGCAGACAGCCUUUCUAAUGAGUGAAUUCCGCUACUUUAAGGUUAGUGCAUCUCCUAAGAACACCACUGACUAAUAGAAUACAACUCUCUUUAGCCUCAAGUCUCCACACCCAAAGCCAAGCAUUAGAGGCUAGGGGCCUAUAAAGCCCCCCAACAUUGGGCUGUGGAGCAGUGGAACUGUGUUCUCUGGAAGGAUGGAGCUCCAUCCAGUACCUUUGGAAUGAGUUGGAGUGAUCCAGAACUGAUCAUCCAACAUCAGUACCUGACCCCACUAAUGGGCUUGUGGCUGAAUGCAAUCAAAUUCUCACAGCAGUAUGUCAACAUCUAGUGUAAAGUCUUCCAAGAAAAGUUGAAGUGGUUACUGCUCUCAACCUGUUAGUACCCUUUAUUUCAGAAGAAGCGUUGGAUGAGCAGGUGUCUGCAGAGUUUUUAAUAGCUUAAAACAGUAGUAGCAGAAUUUUCAUACUUUUCAUGGAUGUUCCUUUUUCCAUGUGAUGAUCAUGGCAAUGAUUUAGACAUAUAGUUUAGCACAAUGCUAAUUCAUGGGGUAGGCCUACAAGCUUCCACAUUAGCUACAAUAACCAUAUAGAUGUAUAAAGCAAACGCUGUACAUGUCUUGGCUGAAUGAAUACAUUUCAGGUAAGGACACAUUUGUAUGAAUGUGAUUUUUAGACAGUCUAUUCAUAUAGGGGUUGCUUUCCUAGACAGGGAUUAAGCCUAAUCCUGGACUACACAUUUCUUUUAAUGAAGAAACUCCGUUCAGAAUGCUGUGUAGUCCAGGACUAGACUUAACGAGUGUCCAGGAAACCAACCGUAAGACCUUUAAUAUGGGAGAAGAUGAGGGUAUCACAAGUUGUCACCUCCUCCGAUAGCUUAAUCUGUAAAGUGCUUUCUAUUAAAUUUUUUUCAAGUAUAAUUCCAUCAAUGUUUCAAGAUUUCUGCAUAAUUAAAUAAUUAAAACGUCAUUCAGAGUGGUUUGAUGUGAAAUAAACUGUUCCAGAGAAACUUACCAAGCCAGAAUUGUCCACAGUGGUCAUGAUAGGAACAAGACGUCUGAAGAGCUUAAUGCCUCUAAAAGCUACCUCACGAAAAGCUGUUACAUGAAAUGGAUAUGAAAAUUUUUCUUAUGCUUUAUGGCACUUAAAAACAUAUUGUUUAAAAUUCAUUUAUCCAUUGAGGCACGUGCAAGACCUUUUAAGGUAAUACAGUUCCUAAUUUUUAAGAAUUCCCACUAUUUUACCAUCAUGUUGCAUAUAAAAAUGAGAAGACACCGAGUUAAGUUCACUAGUGAUUUUGUAUAGUAAAUAAAAUGGCUAUAGUUGUGACCCCUGGUUCCCAUCACCACUACUAUAAAGAAGUCUGACUCUUUUUCUACAAUAUACUAUUUCACAUUAAAACAGUCAGAAUGACUUGGGCUGCGUUCACAUUAGCAGGUUGAAGUGGCACAAAUCAGAUUUUUUGCCCUAACGUGACUCAGAUCUGAUGUUUUCAGGGCUGUGU
Molecule: messenger RNA, 4846 nt
Organism: Pygocentrus nattereri (red-bellied piranha)
Lineage: Eukaryota; Metazoa; Chordata; Actinopteri; Characiformes; Serrasalmidae
Gene: lrrc3b
Product: leucine rich repeat containing 3B
Exons: 2
Coding region: 332-1117 (261 amino acids)
Molecular function (GO): protein binding
Source: RefSeq, a predicted model, not a curated record